Eutrema salsugineum is the source of this 447-nucleotide messenger RNA. Its product is annotated as defensin-like protein 16. The coding region runs from base 47 to 289 and encodes 80 amino acids. The record is from RefSeq and is a predicted model, not a curated record. The transcript is spliced from 2 exons. Gene Ontology annotation, biological process: defense response. NCBI's taxonomy places the organism in Eukaryota, Viridiplantae, Streptophyta, Magnoliopsida, Brassicales, Brassicaceae.
ACCUCACAUACAUAUAUACAUACAUUCAAAAGAAAAAGUAGUAGUUAUGGCUAAGUUUGCUUCCAUUAUCACCCUUCUCUUGGCUGUCCUUGUUUUCUCUGCUGUUUUUGAAGGACCAGCAAUGGUAGAAGCUCAGACGUUGUGCGAGAAGCCAAGUGGGACAUGGUCAGGAGUCUGUGGAAACAACGAUGCGUGCAAGAAUCAGUGCAUUAACCUUGAGGGUGCAAAACAUGGAUCUUGCAACUAUGUCUUCCCAUAUCAUAGAUGUGUCUGUUACGUCCCAUGUUAAUCUACCAAAGGCUCUUUGCUGCUUGCAUGUCUAUUGUCUAAAAUACAAAAAAAUAAGUCUGUGUCACUCUAGUGAUAUGACAUGUAUGUUUGUGUUUCAAUGUUUCGUUUGGUUAAUAAUAAUAAUAAUAAUAUAAACUAUCAUAUAGACGUAUCAGA